Messenger RNA from Schistocerca serialis cubense, 681 nucleotides. Its product is annotated as homeobox protein Nkx-2.2-like. Gene Ontology annotation, biological process: cell differentiation; regulation of transcription by RNA polymerase II. The transcript is spliced from 4 exons. Gene Ontology annotation, cellular component: nucleus. NCBI's taxonomy places the organism in Eukaryota, Metazoa, Arthropoda, Insecta, Orthoptera, Acrididae. The record is from RefSeq and is a predicted model, not a curated record. Gene Ontology annotation, molecular function: RNA polymerase II cis-regulatory region sequence-specific DNA binding; DNA-binding transcription factor activity, RNA polymerase II-specific. The annotation marks the transcript as partial.
AUGGCUGACAUAGUGUUUAGUGUAUCUGGGAUUGUGAAACAGUUUAAGAUCCUUAGACGCCAGGAAGGCAUCUGGCUCAGACGGCAUCACCGUGUGCUGGCGGCGGUGCCCCAGCAGACGCACGCGGUGCCGCCGCCCCCGCAGCAGCUGAGCCCGGACAGCACGUCGCCGGGCACGCAGGGCCACGGACAGGCGCACGGCUCGCCGCCCCCGCCGCCCCACGACGCCGCCCCCGACUCGCAACUGCAGCGCGCUCCGCCGGAUGUUCACGAGGACGGCGACAGCCGCGACUCGGAGCGGCUGCACCACCACCAGCCGGGCGCCCACCCAGGUGAGGAGCAGGGCGCGCAGGCCGGCGGCGAGGGCGCGGCCGGCGGCCAGCCAGCGCAGCAGCCGCAGCAGAAGAAGCGCAAGCGGCGGGUGCUGUUCAGCAAGGCGCAGACGUACGAGCUGGAGCGCCGCUUCCGCCAGCAGCGCUACCUGUCGGCGCCCGAGCGCGAGCACCUCGCCUCCAUCAUCCGCCUGACGCCCACCCAGGUCAAGAUCUGGUUCCAGAACCACCGCUACAAGACCAAGCGCGCCCAGCAGGAGAAGGGUGUUCCGGGGGCGGGCGUGGGCGGCGCGGGGGCGGUCCCGUCGCCGCGGCGGGUGGCGGUGCCGGUGCUGGUGCGCGACGGCAAG